This is a messenger RNA of Larimichthys crocea (large yellow croaker), 959 nucleotides long. It is a transcript of the gene hsbp1b, whose product is annotated as heat shock factor binding protein 1b. Gene Ontology annotation, biological process: cellular heat acclimation. Gene Ontology annotation, molecular function: transcription corepressor activity. The coding region runs from base 198 to 431 and encodes 77 amino acids. The record is from RefSeq and is a predicted model, not a curated record. Gene Ontology annotation, cellular component: nucleus; cytosol. NCBI's taxonomy places the organism in Eukaryota, Metazoa, Chordata, Actinopteri, Sciaenidae. The transcript is spliced from 5 exons.
UUCCCGCAUUAAACAUGCUGGUUGUCGAAAAAACGAAACAAACACUUUUAAUGAAUGAAACUCACUGAGGACAUAAGGAGGUAAACAAAAACUACUAAGUACUGUACACGCCGUCCCUGCUCUCGCGAGAGCCUCCGUGUUUGAGAACAGCUGACUGUGCGUACUGUUGAGGCACUGAUAUUCAUCCACACGACGACAUGGCUGAGACGGACCCCAAGUCGGUGCAGGACCUCACCAACGUGGUCCAGACUCUGCUGCAACAGAUGCAGGACAAGUUUCAGACCAUGUCAGACCAGAUCAUCGGGAGGAUUGAUGAGAUGAGCACGCGUAUUGAUGACUUGGAGAAGAACAUCGCUGACCUGAUGACCCAGGCAGGUGUUGAAGAGAUCGAAGCAACACCGGAAAAGGCUAAAGAGGGUCAGGGCUCAUAAUAAAAGUUCUCAAGUGUCAUGGUGUAAAGUUGAUCCUAUAAUUCAGGAGCAGCAGACUUUUACAUUCUGAAAAUGACUCAUAUUGACUUGGUGUGUUGUAGUGUGAAAUGCUUUUUUAUAUAUUGAAUAUUGUGAUAAACGGUUACAGUUAUGUAAUGAUUUGAAAAGCUGAACGUUAUUUGUAAGGUAGAAUAGUGUGAUUUGCCCUUCAGAACCUAAAAUGCUCAUGUGCAGGAAUGCAACUUAUGGAUUUUGUGCGCCGACCUGGAGGUUAUUUCUCUGCCAUCAUAUAUCAUAAUUAAUUAAAUCCCAUGAGGCGAUGGCUGAUAGGGACAGCUUUGCUCUAGCCUGUGCUGAGAAGUACAACCCACAGGCUAUCGGCCAGUAGAACCUCCAUCCCCACCAACAUGGGAAAUUGGGCACAGUGAACAUCUGAAGUUGGCAGUGUUUUACAAACAGCACUGUUACUACCAAGCUGUGGGAUGCAUUCCAAUUCAGAUUUUCUUCUAUUAAAGCUAUUUAAUACAA